GCAGUGGCGGCGGCGGCGCGGCAGCGGGUUCCGUUCCGGGCCGAGGCUGGAGGCGGAAAAGUUGCGGGACGGAGAGGAGCAGCCCCGGGACGGUCAACGAGGGCGACAGCGAGCCGGGGACCGGCGUCUACGGACCGGCCAUGGACGACCUCGACGCCCUGCUGGCUGACUUGGAAUCUACCACCUCCCAUAUCUCCAAACGACCAGUGUUCUUGUCAGAGGAGCCCCCCUACUCAUACCCAACUGGAAACCACACUUACCAGGAGAUUGCAGUGCCACCUCCUGUCCCACCACCCCCAUCUAGCGAUGCCCUCAAUGGCACGAUCCUUGACCCCUUAGACCAGUGGCAGCCUAGUGGUUCCCGAUACACUCACCAGCAGCCUCCAUCCCCGUCACCCGUGUACAGCUCCAGUGCUAAAACUUGUGGUGCCUCCAACCCUCCGGACGGCUCUCUGUGUUCCCGAGCAGGCGAGGAAGAGCACGUCUACAGCUUCCCCAACAAGCAGAAGUCGGCAGAGCCUUCACCCACUGUGAUGAGCUCCUCCCUGGGCAGCAACCUCUCGGAACUGGACCGGCUGUUACUAGAGCUGAAUGCCGUGCAGCAUAAUCCUCCAGGCUUCCCUGCAGAUGAGUCCAAUUCGAGCCCCCCACUGCCUGGAGCCUUGAGCCCCCUUUAUGGCUUCCCAGAGAAUAACAGUUCUCUGGGAGGAAAAGCUGGGCCUCUGAUGAAAGAGAAGCCAAAACGAAAUGGAGGCCGGGGCCUGGAGGAUGUUCGGCCCAGCGUGGAGAGCCUCUUGGAUGAACUGGAGAGUUCUGUGCCCAGCCCUGUCCCAGCCAUCACUGUGAACCAGGGUGAGAUGAGCAGCCCACAGCGAGUCACCUCCAGCCAGCAGCAGACACGCAUCUCGGCCUCCUCUGCCACCAGGGAGCUGGAUGAGCUCAUGGCUUCACUCUCAGAUUUUAAGACUAGUUCUUCUCCUGUGGUGCUGAGCUCCCAAGGGCUGCUGCCCAGCUCUCCUCCAUCUCCACCCCUCACCCUCGAUCCUCCUUCCCCCACUAAAUUCUCCCCUGAAGGCCACACCCCUGAGGUCCUCAGUAGGGAAGGAAAUAGUCAGGUCCUUCUACCUUUGGUGGCUCCCAGAAGGCUUGAUUUGGUCAGUCUCGAGGGGACACCUGUCACUCAGAACUCAAGGUGUCCUUCUGUGGAGGGUUCUCAGCAAUCAUUUGGUGCUAAGAGCCAGGCUCAAGUUAGGAAUGACCUCAUAGAGUCCAUGAAUGAGCCCUUUAGGACUCCCCUCGGCCACACUCUACACCCUGCUGCCAGCACAGGAUCCCAGGGGCCACUGGCCAACUGUGUGUGUUCAGAGGAGACUGUGGCUCCCGUUUGGAGAUGGCCACAGGCUAUGUCAGCAUCCGGGCCUUACAACUUUCAGGAAGGAACUGAGCCAGCUAUUGUGGCAGUGGACCGGCAGGCUGUGCUCCCAGACACCUGGAGUCUCACCAAGGAAUAUGGCCAGCAUGAGCAAGCACAGUCAGAACCAGGGGGCCUGGAAAGCAGUUACCCUGCCCCAGCUGACAAGGAGCAGUUAGGUGGGAAGAUUCCCUGGAGGGGAAGCCUGGGGGAACCAACCCAGCCACUCCAGAACCCAAAGAACCCAGGAGGUGCCACCAAAGCCGUUCUGGAGGCCAGGAAGGAAGAGCCGGAGUUUUCUCAUGCUGUGGUCAUGGGCACACCCACCACCUCGGAGAGGAUUUCCACCGCUGGCCAGAUCCGCUCUGUGAUCAGGAGGAGCCGGGAGACAGGCCACGUCCACCCCAUGUCCCGGGAGCCCUCCCCUCGCCGCCGGCUGGACCCUGCCACCCUGAGCAGAACCCCAUCCCAAGAACGGCUCAUUGCAGAGCUGCAGGGCCGGCUGGGCAUCCAGCUAGAGGCAGAGGAGGUGGCAGGGGCCUCUGCCCAGGACUGGCUAACUGAAGGCGUUGUCAUCACUGCGCAGCCACGUGGGAGGCGGGCCGGGGGGCAGUUGGUGGAGAAGGUCAUCUACCCUCCUGACUCUCCCAUUCCCCUGAGAAGAACCCUCUCUGUCGUGGCUCCUCCUCCUGACCCUUUCCUCCAGCAUCACCCCGACACCUUGGCCAGCAGCUCACCUCUCCGGCCCAGCCUGCCCACUCCCUCCUGUCCAGGGCCCGUAGCUGGUGCCUGUGCUUCUCCUGGGGUCCAGAGUGCAGGGAGAAAGCCCCAGGAGGAGGACAGGCAUGGGCCUCCUGGCCUCACUCCUGUGCCCCACACCGUGAGGUCUGUGGGCUGCCAGACCAGCGAGGACCCACUCUUCCACCCGAUGCAGAUGCACGGCCUGGAGCAGAGAGUGGAUGGAGAGCGGCAGUGGGCAGCCGGCUGGCCCCCCAGCAGCAGGCAGAGCAGCCCUGAAGGGCAGGACGAGGGAGGGUUUAUGGCCCAGGGGAAAACCGGGAGCAGCCCACCCCCUGGGGGACUCUCAAAGCCUGGGAGCCAGCUAGACAGCAUGCUGGGAAGUCUGCAGUCUGACCUGAACAAGCUGGGGGUCGCCACGGUUGCCAAAGGGGUCUGUGGGGCUUGCAAGAAGCCCAUUGCUGGGCAGGUUGUGACUGCCAUGGGGAAGACAUGGCACCCCGAGCACUUUGUCUGCACCCACUGCCAGGAGGAGAUUGGGUCCCGGAACUUCUUCGAGCGGGAUGGACAGCCGUACUGUGAAAAGGACUACCACAGCCUCUUCUCCCCACGCUGUUACUACUGUAAUGGACCCAUCCUGGACAAAGUAGUAACAGCUCUUGACCGGACGUGGCACCCGGAGCACUUCUUCUGUGCCCAGUGUGGAGCCUUCUUUGGUCCAGAAGGGUUCCACGAGAAGGAUGGCAAAGCCUACUGUCGGAAAGAUUAUUUUGACAUGUUUGCGCCCAAGUGUGGCGGCUGUGCCCGUGCCAUCCUGGAGAACUACAUUUCAGCCCUCAACACCCUCUGGCACCCGGAAUGCUUUGUGUGCAGGGAAUGCUUCACGCCGUUUGUCAACGGCAGCUUCUUUGAGCACGAUGGGCAGCCGUACUGUGAGGUGCACUACCAUGAGCGCCGCGGCUCUCUGUGCUCUGGCUGCCAGAAGCCCAUCACCGGCCGCUGUAUCACAGCCAUGGCCAAGAAGUUCCACCCCGAGCACUUUGUCUGUGCCUUUUGCCUCAAGCAGCUCAACAAGGGCACCUUCAAGGAGCAGAACGACAAGCCUUACUGCCAGAGCUGCUUUGUGAAGCUCUUCUGCUAGGCCGUCCCCACCACCCUCCCCGGCCAGCGCCCCCCACUGCUACUGUGACCCAGGGACCUCGCCCAGGGAUGACGGGCCAAUCCACAGAAACUGGAACCUUGUCUUGGCAGGUGCAGAUGCAGGACAGAACUGUGGAGGCCGUGCUUGUUCCUCACCCCCCCCCCCCCAGAGCUUCAGGGCCCUUCCUUCCCUUCUCUGGCUCUCCCAGGCUCUGUGCACUUAUCUUCACCAGAGGUCCGCAGGCGUGUCCUCAUGAGCCAGCACCCACAGCGGAGCCUCACACACCUCUCAGCAGUGGGGUCAGAGUGGGCAGGCUGAGAGGGUCAGGUACCCUUAUUUACCUUAUUUACCCUUAUUUCUCUCAGUUACCCUGAGCAUACUGGGGACACCGGGCCCCCUUAACACAAUGCCAGCAUAAACUCACCUGUGGGCCACCAAAGGCACUUUGGGGUCCACUGCCCAGUCUCCCAGGGUCUGGGUGACUGCCCUGGGUUUACCAAGAGAGGCUUCUCCAGCAAUAAUGUUUUAUAUAGCCACAUCUUUAUCUCUGGGGACAUCGUGAGGUGGGGAGGGUCACCCGUGCCUCAACACUGUACCGAUUUUGAUAGAUUUCUACACUGAGGUUCAACUUCGUAUUGCUCAACUUGCUUUUACUCCUCUCCACAAGAUGAUUUUGAAGAGAUUUAAAGAAGGCCCCCUUUGUAUUCUUGUCUUUGUCCACCGCCACUGGUGCUGCCAGCGGCCUUGGCUUUGUACUGAGGGCUUGGGAUGGGGGAACAAUCUGUGUUUUAUUUUGUUUCUUAGCACAAGUGAGUUGAGACUCCUUCUGCAAUGUCACAGUCCCAGGACUGUUUGAAAACUGCUGUAUUUUCUGAUGCUCCCUUACUGCCCAGGCCAGCAGACUCUCCAGUAAGAAAUGGUCUAAGGGUGCUCAGCCCUUUUGGACCUGGAAUUUUGAACCUCAUGUGUUCUGUUCCCAAGGGAGGCGAAGGGGAAAGUAUAUAUUUGGGGGUCUGCUUCCUGCCUGAGUAAGCCAUCAGGAGCCACUCUGCUCCCCGUGAACUUUCUGGCGACAGGGAGAACCCACUGAACACUCUCAGCCGCCUCAUUGCUUCUCUGGGGCUCUUCUGCCUUCUCAGGAAAGCUGGUGUCUGAUUUUGACCAGGAAGAUCAUACAUAAGGGUCUCUGGUCUCGAUUCUACUGGGCGCAUCGCUCCCUUAAACUUCCCAGUGACUGGGGCAAAGUUUGCUGUUCCCUCUCUCAGGUGGGAUUCAUGCUUUGCGGGGAGGGGUUCUGGGAAGAAUACCCUAAGUUGGCGAAGGGAUCCUAGUAGGAUUUGGGGCAGAGGGACUAGGCCCUGUUAGAGCUAUGGGAGGCUCCAUAGCUCCCAUUCCAAAGGAUGGGACGGGAGCAGCCAGUCCUGGACCAGAGAUCCAGACAUUACAUCAGCUUCCUAGUAGAGGCUCAGUAUGAUGGGAUCAUCGACAAGGAUUCUCUGUCUGGGCUAGACUAGCAGCGCCCCAGGUCUGGGAAGGUGAGCUUGGCUCUGGAGGUCUGACACGGCACUUCCACCCACAGGCCUUACUGCUCUGUUUACAGUGACCCGCCCCAGGCCCCUCUCCGAGAAGAGAUGGGGUAUCUGGAGGGCCAUUCUCUGGGUCAAUGGAUAUGUGAUAUUUGACUUUUUUUCCUAUAAACUUCUAACCUGGCUUUUUCCAUUUCAAUUCCUGUGAUUUAUGCCAAUAAAGUUUGCCAUUAUUUUCA
Messenger RNA from Microtus oregoni (creeping vole), 5055 nucleotides. RefSeq names its product paxillin (gene Pxn). The record is from RefSeq and is a predicted model, not a curated record. Gene Ontology annotation, biological process: substrate adhesion-dependent cell spreading; endothelial cell migration; transforming growth factor beta receptor signaling pathway. The transcript is spliced from 15 exons. The coding region runs from base 141 to 3290 and encodes 1049 amino acids. Lineage: Eukaryota; Metazoa; Chordata; Mammalia; Rodentia; Cricetidae.